This is a messenger RNA of Prunus avium (sweet cherry), 499 nucleotides long. The record is from RefSeq and is a predicted model, not a curated record. Lineage: Eukaryota; Viridiplantae; Streptophyta; Magnoliopsida; Rosales; Rosaceae.
AUGGUUGCAAGACAGUCCGACCGAGGACGUACUAGUAUCUUAUAUGAUGUUUUUGAUUACUUUGAAGAUGUUAGGGAACAAGGUGGAAAAGUUUUUGUUCAUUGUUGUCAAGGGGUAUCUCGGUCCACCUCAUUGGUGAUUGCGUAUCUUAUGUGGAGAGAAGGACAGAGUUUUGAUGAUGCAUUUCAGUAUGUGGAAGCAGCAAGAGGCAUUGCUGACCCGAAUAUGGGUUUUGCUUGUCAGUUGUUACAGUGCCAAAAGAGGGUCUAUGCUUUUCCUCUUAGCCCGAGUUCACUAUUGAGGAUGUACAGAAUUGCCCCACAUUCACCGUAUGAUCCUUUGCAUCUUGUCCCAAAAAUGUUGAAUGAUCCAUCACCUUCUGCUAUGGAUUCUAGAGGUGCAUUUAUUGUUCAUAUGCCGUCUGCCAUAUAUGUUUGGAUUGGUAAGAAUUGUGAGGCCAUCAUGGAAAGGGAUGCAAGAGGGUCUGUUUUGUCUGAUU